AUGAACCAGUUUUGUGGGGAGACUUUUACUUCUUCUAAAUCCCAAGGCAACUUUUUACAACAACGAAUAAAAGGUUUUUAUACAAUGAGAACACCUUUGGAGACUUGGUGGAUAGCCAUUUUCUUCAUUCUGCUUUUUAGUGACCUCUCCUUGGUCAAGGCCAAAGGUAUAAGGCCGAGGAACAAGUCAAACAGAAAAAGCUUGCAAACCAAUCAAGCCAACCCAACCAGAGCACAGCCCUCACCCUCAAAGAGGACUUUCAUCCCAGGGACUUUCAUCAGGAAAGGCAGAAAGCUCUCCAUCGAUUUUGGGGAGGAGGGAAAUAGCUACUAUGAGGCCCAUUACAAACUCUUCCCUGAUGAAAUCCAUUAUGUUGGGUGUGCUGAGUCCAGUGAAACAAAGGAUGUCUUCAUCAGCAAUUGUGUGAAUGUCACUCACAAAGCCAACAAGCUGGAACCCCCAGAAGAAAGAAACUCAAGCGAUAUUCACUCCAGGGUUCUGGAACAAUUAAUAAAGGAAUUAUGUGCCCUCAAGCACUGUGAAUUUAGGAUACAGACAGGAGCUGGCUUUCAACCUUCUUUAGAUCAAUCCAUGAUGGUCUACUUGAUGAUUCUGACUUUCUUUAUAGUAAAAUAA
Messenger RNA from Antechinus flavipes (yellow-footed antechinus), 636 nucleotides. RefSeq names its product prion like protein doppel (gene PRND). Gene Ontology annotation, molecular function: copper ion binding. Gene Ontology annotation, biological process: intracellular copper ion homeostasis; protein homooligomerization. NCBI's taxonomy places the organism in Eukaryota, Metazoa, Chordata, Mammalia, Dasyuromorphia, Dasyuridae. The transcript is spliced from 2 exons. The record is from RefSeq and is a predicted model, not a curated record. Gene Ontology annotation, cellular component: membrane. The coding region runs from base 1 to 636 and encodes 211 amino acids.